AUGAGCCAGAAAUCUUCCACAUUCAACAAAUUCAUUCUCUAUGAGAACCGACUCAGGUUCUUUGUUAUAGCUUCCAAUGCCGCCGACUCUAGGCACCGUAUCAUCAAAAUCGACCGUACUGACCACGAUGAAUUAAUAGUCAUAGAAGACGAAGCUGAAUACAGUGGCAAGCAGAUGAGUGCUAUGCUCAAGAUGCUUGACGAUGGCAACAAGAGUUCGGGGGGGCUUGGAAAGGCGAAAGUUUUCUUUGGUAUCGCAGGCUUUAUCAAGUUUACUGCCGGAUGGCACAUCAUCCUGAUUACGAAACGAUCCAUUGUGGCACUCCUAGGCGGACACUACGUCUACCACUGUGAAAAUACUGAAAUGAUUCCUGUUUCUUUCAAUCACAAGAUAGAGAAGCCCGCAGAAGAGCAGAGGCUCAUCAAUAUCUUCAAGCAAGUAGACAUGUCAAAGAACUUUUACUUCAGCUAUACGUAUGACCUCACUUCCACGUUACAACAUAACUUGGUCGGUUCCAGCCGUAACGUCCACGGAAAAUGGUCCUUCAACGAUCGAUACGCUUGGAACUUCCAUAUGCUUACCGCACCAUUCGGGGAGAACAGCAAUAUCAGGACACAGUGGAUGCUUCCCUUAGUUCAUGGCCAUGUCGAUCAAGCAAAACUCACUGUGUUGGGCCGGGUGGUUUUCGUAACUCUCAUUGCUCGACGGUCGCGUCACUUUGCUGGAGCAAGAUAUCUGAAACGUGGUGUUAACGGAGAGGGGAAUGUCGCAAACGAAGUUGAGACGGAGCAGAUAAUAUCGGAAGCACUCACAACACCAUUUUAUUAUCCCGUGCAAGGAACCUCGAAUGGUAAAGAGCGAAGCAGAGGUGCUAACCCACACUACACGUCUUACGUUCAGUACCGGGGGAGCAUUCCAGUAUACUGGACUCAAGAGACUACUAGCAUGAACCCAAGACCUCCCAUCGAAAUCAAUGUUGUCGAUCCGUUCUACACUGCUGCAGCCAGACAUUUUGAUAACCUUUUCAAGCAAUAUGGUGCUCCGGUGGAAAUCCUCAAUCUGAUCAAAGGAAAGGAACCGGUUCCUCGCGAAUCCAAAUUACUGGCAGAGUACAAGCAGUGUACGUGCUAUCUAAAUCAGUUCCUCCCUCCAGGAAAGAAGAUGAUACAUCGAGAUUGGGAUAUGUCUCGAGCUUACAAACAGUCCGUCAAUCCGAUUAUAUUUUCUCUUUUUACCGAAUUCAAUAUCAACUCGUAUCAACUCAUUAGGAAGACACAAGAUGUCAUUAGUUAUCUAGAAGAUCUUGCAGAAGAGUCAAUCCUGAGGACCAGUUUUUUUCAUUCUGGACCAGAAUUAUAUUGGCACCAUCUACAAAGAAGUGAAGGAGAAACAGGCACACAAGAGGAAUGUCCACCACUGCGCAAAACUAUAUCUCUGCAAAACGGCAUCUGUCGAAUCAACUGUGUGGACUGUCUUGACAGGACAAAUGCUGCUCAAUUUGUCUUUGGCAAGAGAGCUUUGGGACAUCAACUUUAUGCAUUGGGCGUUGUCGACAAUCCUAACUUGUCUUUUGAUUCCGACGCGGUUAACAUGUUGACGGAAAUGUAUCAUGAUCAUGGAGACACAAUUGCACUCCAAUACACUGGUAGCGCUCUGGUCAACCGCGUCGAGACAUAUCGUCGUAUGCCUCACUGGAACAGCCAUUCACGAGAUAUAAUUGAAAAUAUCCGACGCUUCUACACCAACUCUCUAUUAGAUGCAGACAGACAAGCUGCUAUAAAUCUCUUCCUCGGUGUAGAUUCAGAUCGGCCAAUCGCCUAUCCACCCGUCCGGAACGGGUAUCGCAAAUGGUUUCACGAGGAACACUUGACAGACCCUUAUUGCAUUGAAGACUGCUCUAAUAAACUUUUGAGCUAUGUUCAGACUAAAGGCGAAUUCUGGACCGAAUAUUAUCGACCUCUUUUAUUUACGUCGCUCACGAAGCAUUUCGUUUAUUCCAUGAACAGCACGUUGAAACUACCUGGCAAAACGGCCAAAGACAUAAACCAUAGUCCUUUUGAGGCACACGGGAGUGCGAGACAUCGGCAGACAAGUGUCGUACAAGGAGUGAGGAGAUGGAUAAGUUCACACCCACCUACGGCUUCAAAGAAACCCCACGGGAAACCUCAAAUAAGAUCGGAAGCUCGACGCCCUAUUGCGGAACCUGAAACGCUGCCGGAUCGUCAUUCGACGGAAGCGGUCGCAAAGCAGAUGUUGGACCCUACUGUUUCGGAAGAGGAGGAAGCGGAAUAUCAUGGUUAUAUCGACCAGUGUCAAGAACUUCUAGAUGCCCGUAUGACGGGAGGUGAGCGUAAAGACCUCGAAGUAUAUACCAAUGCGGUGCGGACUGCUGCUGGGGACUUCGGUUCGACGAUGGAAGAAGUUCCCAAGGAGUUCCUGUCCUAUAUCGAGCAUGGAACGACUCAGUACAUCGAAGGGAGUGUACGGAAGGAAGCGUUCCCUGUGAUGUUCAAUUACGAGCGUUGGCUAAUGGGUCCAGCAAUCGGAUAA
This is a messenger RNA of Marasmius oreades (fairy-ring Marasmius), 2550 nucleotides long. RefSeq lists its product as uncharacterized. The record is from RefSeq and is a predicted model, not a curated record. Gene Ontology annotation, cellular component: intracellular membrane-bounded organelle. Gene Ontology annotation, biological process: phosphatidylinositol dephosphorylation. Lineage: Eukaryota; Fungi; Basidiomycota; Agaricomycetes; Agaricales; Marasmiaceae. The transcript is spliced from 13 exons. Gene Ontology annotation, molecular function: phosphatidylinositol-3,5-bisphosphate 5-phosphatase activity. The coding region runs from base 1 to 2550 and encodes 849 amino acids.